GGGGCGCGGCGUCCAGGCGGCGGCCGCGGCGGCUCCUCAGUGUCCGGCUCAGCUCCGGCUGCGGCUCCAGCCCGCGAUGCCCCACUCCGUGACCCUGCGCGGCCCUUCGCCCUGGGGCUUCCGCCUGGUGGGCGGGCGGGACUUCAGCGCACCCCUCACCAUCUCGCGGGUCCAUGCUGGCAGUAAAGCUGCGCUGGCUGCCCUAUGCCCUGGAGACCUGAUCCAGGCCAUCAACGGGGAGAGCACAGAGCUCAUGACACACCUGGAGGCACAGAACCGCAUCAAGGGCUGCCACGACCACCUGACGCUCUCCGUGAGCAGGCCUGAAGGCAGGAGCUGGUCCAGUACCCCAGAGGAUGGCAAGGCUCAGGCACACAGGAUCCACAUUGACCCUGAGGCCCAGGAUGGCAGUCCAGUGACCAGCAGACGGCCCUCAGCCACAGGGACUGGGCCGGAAGACGGCAGGCCUGGCCUGGGAUAUCCUCACGGGCAGCCACCUCACCCGCCAGUCCCUCACAAUGGCAGCAGCAGCGAGGCUACCUUUCUGGCCCAGAUGAGCACCCUGCGCGUGUCUUCACCCCACAGUACUGAGCAGGCCAGAGGCCUUCCGCGGAGCCGGGACUGCGGAGUCGACCUGGGCUCCGACGUGUACAGGAUGCUGCGGGAGCCGGCGGAGCCCUCAGCUGCGGAGCCCAAGCAGUCAGGCUCCUUCCGCUACUUGCAGGGCAUGCUGGAGGCCGGGGAGGGCGGUGAGCGGCCCGGGCCUGGAGGCCCCCGGAACCUCAAGCCCACGGCCGGCAAGCUGGGCGCUCCGCUGAGUGGCCUGCAGGGGCUGCCCGAGUGCACGCGCUGCGGCCACGGCAUCGUGGGCACCAUUGUCAAGGCGCGGGACAAGCUCUACCACCCCGAGUGCUUCAUGUGCAGCGACUGCGGCUUGAACCUCAAGCAGCGCGGGUACUUCUUUCUGGACGAGCGGCUCUAUUGCGAGAGCCACGCCAAGGCGCGCGUCAAGCCGCCCGAGGGCUACGACGUGGUGGCGGUGUACCCCAACGCCAAGGUGGAACUCGUCUGAGCCACUCAGAAGCUCCAUUCCUGCCUCUGUUUUUAGUGCCCCCGCACGGCCCGUGUAAAUAUGUUUGCCCCCUGCCUCUCUAAUAAAGUCCCUCUGCUCUCUUA
Manis pentadactyla (Chinese pangolin) is the source of this 1176-nucleotide messenger RNA. It is a transcript of the gene PDLIM4, whose product is annotated as PDZ and LIM domain 4. Gene Ontology annotation, molecular function: actin binding; muscle alpha-actinin binding. Lineage: Eukaryota; Metazoa; Chordata; Mammalia; Pholidota; Manidae. Gene Ontology annotation, biological process: actin cytoskeleton organization; muscle structure development; heart development. Gene Ontology annotation, cellular component: filamentous actin; Z disc; adherens junction. The record is from RefSeq and is a predicted model, not a curated record.